AUGGCAGUAACUAGAACUGGUGGUGGAGUACACAUUGUGGACGGUGUCACAUCAGUUGAUUGUCAUAAUCGAGUUCGUUCAUGGAGUCUUCUCCGAUCAGUUUUGUGGUUUAUCAUUCCAAGUUGCAAUAGAAACUACUCUAACGAUCAACAACUCGAAAAACGAAGAGGAGACUAUUACUACAACAACAAGUCAUACCUCCAUUAUUUACAACCAAGUCGAAGUCGUUCAGUGUCAACUCCCUUCAUUACCAAAACCAAUACUAACAUCGAAAUUUCCACCACAAGGAUCAAUAACGUUUCAACUGGUACAAUCUAUGCAUACCGCCAUGGAAAAGUUAAUUUAUGUAUUCAAUCAAAUCCUAACUCUAAUAUUCCAACCCUUCUUCUUGAACUUGCCAUCCCUACAGCUAUUCUGGCGAAAGAAAUGAGAAGUGGGUUACUAAGAAUUGCACUAGAGUGCAGCACCGAAUCACGGCAUUCAUCUUUUUCCUAUAUCUUGUCUGUGCCAGUGUGGACUAUGUAUUGUAACGGGAGGAAAGUUGGUUCCGCGAUGAAACGCGUACCAACACAAGCUGAUAAGAAAGUACUUAGUUUGAUGCGGAAUGUUGAUGAGGGUGUGGGGAUUAUAAAUGGGAAAACGUUGAAAAGCUCUAUUUAUGAUAAGGAGGGCAAAGGCAACCAAUAUAACCAUGAUGACCUUCUGUACUUACGGGCAAGUUUUGAAAGAGUAUGUGGUUCUGAAAAAUCAGAAUCCUUUCAUUUGAUCAACAGAGAUGGAAGUAAUAGUCAACAACUCAGUAUCUUUUUUAUUCGAACAAGAUGA
Papaver somniferum (opium poppy) is the source of this 825-nucleotide messenger RNA. Its product is annotated as protein MIZU-KUSSEI 1-like. The transcript has a single exon. Gene Ontology annotation, biological process: hydrotropism. Bases 1 to 825 code for a protein of 274 amino acids. NCBI's taxonomy places the organism in Eukaryota, Viridiplantae, Streptophyta, Magnoliopsida, Ranunculales, Papaveraceae. The record is from RefSeq and is a predicted model, not a curated record.